AUGAUUGGAGAGGGCCGAGAAGAAGCCGCCAGGCUCUAUGUACCGCCUCUGCUCGAAGAUGAGGCCCGUCUCGCCGAUCCCGACGCUUCCGAAGACCUGCCGCCGCCCGAUGUCGAGGCAGGCAGCGCACUUCCUGUCUGGCUACAGGAGUCAUCCAAGUCUUUCCGCUGGGGAUGGGUGCCCCUCCCGCUGAGGAAAAUCGGCCGCGCGACCGCAAAUUGGGUCAAAGGCCCCGAUCCGUCGCAUAUGCUCCUCUUGAAACCACUGUUCCCGCGACUCCAGGAACUCCCCGUCCAGUAUCUGGAUCGCUUUUUCCCCAAACGCAAGCACAAGAUCUCCCUCCUUAUGCUCCUGUAUCUCUCGUGGUUUUUACCAUGGUUUAUUGUAUUGCUGCACGCACGCUCUUCCGGAUACAUCGAAGGAUACGGUCAGCCGCAGACUCUCUCAUGCUCGUCGAAUUUCUGGGAAUUCGGUAAUGGAUGUGGUAUCAACGGGAACGACUGCCGUCCAUUUUCCUCGUCGACCGUCGCCUUCCGGUGCCCUGCGAAUUGCGGUGAUACCAAAUUGCUGGAACCCCAUGUAGUGGGAAAUCAAACGUAUAACUAUCAAGGGCUAGUCAUUGGCGGUCCAGAACCAGACUCGUCGGACCCGGCGUUUUAUCGUGCCGACAGCUUUGUCUGCCAGGCGGCGAUUCAUUCUGGGGCUAUCUCCAACGCCGUCGGUGGCUGCGGUGUUGCGAAGCUGGAGGGUGCAGCGCACUCUUUCCCGUCCAUUAAACAGAACGGAAUUCUUUCAAAUGCUUUUCCAUCGACCUUCCCCAAAGCAUUCAGUUUCGUUCAGCUGUCCUCGUCGCAAGCUACCUGCCCGGCAGACCCGCGCUGGCCGCUUCUCGGGGUCACCGCUGCGGCCGUUGGAGCCCUUUGGCUCUUCUGUACUUCGCCUCCUGUGCUAUUCUUCAGCACCUUCUUCAUGGUCUUUUGUCACACGGGAUUGGUUGCGGAUCCGCCUUCGUACCCCUUCCUAACCGACCUUGUCUCCAGUCUUCUGUCUCGGUUGCUACCUGCAUCGUUCGUCAUGUACGUUCUGUACAAAUUUUGCGCUGCUCCGUUGUUGCAGCCCAUUACUUCGCCCAUCUACCAAUUCUCGAAGCUCUUCCUGUACCUGCCUCCGCUCUUCAUUGGUGCCUUGAACAACUACACCUUUGCGCGGUUGAUCCCCCUUCAACGCUUGACGCCCAUGGAUAUUCAACAACAACCGGGGGCAAAACUCGCAUUGGCUCUAGUAAUUCCAAUCGUGUUGAUGAUUAUUCUAAGCCAGGCAUGGCAGAUUCGUCAAGGAGGAUUGCUGCCUCGCUACCUGAAAAUUUACUGUACCAUGGGACUGAUCAUCCUGAUCCUCCUCCCGCUUCCUGGUCUUCGGCUUCGGAUUCACCACUAUAUCUUGGCAAUUUUGUUGAUGCCUGGAACUGCUUUCCCCACACGCCCUUCGUUGAUCUACCAGGGCUUGCUACUCGGUCUCUUUAUCAACGGCGUUGCCCGCUGGGGGUUUGCCUCGAUUAUCGAGACUCCUGCGGCCCUGGGAGAAUUAGCACCGAGUGGCGGAGAUCAGGGCUGGUGGGGAUCGACGUAUCCUAAUGUCACAAGCGAGUCCGUCAAGAUUGCUCUGCCCGAUAUCGGAUCGAACUUCACUUACCGGGGCAACGGGAAUAUUACCUUUGCUCUAUGGGAGCAUGAGCGGAUGGCAAAUCUCGCGGUGGACGGGAUUUCGGUCCUGCUCAACGAUGUGGAGCGCUGGCGGGGCUAUCUGGACGAAGACAAGCGAGGAGAAUUCACCUGGCACCGCUACGGCCAUGAUGGCCUGGAGCUGCAGCAGACUCCUCGUCUCGCAAGCCGAGAUGCUGACGAGCCUAGCUUCGAGACACAAUCCCUCCUACUGGCCGACGGUGACUCGGACGACGAGCCCGAGGAUCUCUUCUUCCGAUUCGCGUUCCUAAGGGGCGCUGAGGCUGGGCGGUACGGCCCUGCGGGAGUUUGGUUGAAUGAUGGGGAGUGGAUCUCUCCCACGCCGCCAAAGGCAUAG
Molecule: messenger RNA, 2079 nt
Organism: Penicillium alfredii
Lineage: Eukaryota; Fungi; Ascomycota; Eurotiomycetes; Eurotiales; Aspergillaceae
Product: LCCL domain-containing protein
Exons: 2
Coding region: 1-2079 (692 amino acids)
Source: RefSeq, a predicted model, not a curated record